Molecule: messenger RNA, 794 nt
Organism: Neomonachus schauinslandi (Hawaiian monk seal)
Lineage: Eukaryota; Metazoa; Chordata; Mammalia; Carnivora; Phocidae
Product: L-lactate dehydrogenase A chain-like
Exons: 1
Molecular function (GO): L-lactate dehydrogenase (NAD+) activity
Source: RefSeq, a predicted model, not a curated record
AAACUGGAUUCAGCCCGGUUCCGUUACCUAAUGGGGGAAAGACUGGGAGUUCACUCAUUAAGCUGUCACGGGUGGAUCCUUGGGGAGCAUGGAGACUCCAGUGUGCCUGUAUGGAGUAGAGUGAACGUUGCUGGUGUCUCUCUGAAGAAUCUGCACCCUGACUUAGGCACUGAUGGAGAUAAGGAACAGUGGAAAGAGGUUCACAAACAGGUGGUUGACAGUGCCUAUGAGGUGAUCAAACUGAAAGGCUACACUUCCUGGGCCAUUGGACUGUCUGUGGCAGAUCUGGCCGAAAGUAUAAUGAAGAAUCUUAGGCGGGUGCAUCCAAUUUCCACCAUGAUUAAGGGUCUCUAUGGAAUUAAAGAUGAUGUCUUCCUUAGUGUCCCUUGCAUCUUGGGACAGAAUGGAAUUUCAGAUGUUGUGAAGGUGACUCUGACUCCUGAGGAGGAGGCCUGUUUGAAGAAGAGUGCAGAUACACUUUGGGGGAUCCAAAAGGAGCUGCAGUUUUAAAGUUUUCUAAUGUACCACUUCACUGUCUAGACUACAGCAGGAUUUUAGUUGGAGGUUGUGUAUAUUGUCCUUAUUAUCUGAUCUGUUACUCAAGUAAUAUUAAAAUGGCCUAAGAAAAAACGUCAGUUUCCUAAAGUUCCAAAUAGCAAUGGUUCACCAAACCCUGCAGCUGUAUCCUGAUGCUGAUGAUACCUGUCUUUGUAGCCCUAAAUGGGUUAACGUAAGUUAGCCCCACCGUCUCAGAGGCACCACGGCCAGAGCUGCGGCUGCUCUUCACACCGGAU